AUGUCCUUCUGGAAUCAGCAACUCAGCUCCCGCUGCCUGCCACCCUGCGAGGUGACCUGCCCACAGCCCUACGCCAAUGCCUGCAGCCAGCCCUGUGUCACCUCCUGUGGGGACUCAAGAGCCAUCGUCUACCCCCCACCUGUGGUCAUCACCUUCCCAGGCCCCAUCCUCAGCUCCUGCCCUCAGGAGAGCAUCGUGGGCAGCUCAGCUCCUCUGGGGCUGGACCAGCCCAGGGGCCUGCAGGGCUCCUCCAUCUAUGGGGGCUCCUCCAUCUAUGGGGGCUCCUCCAUCUAUGGGGGCUCCUCCAUCUAUGGGGGCUCCAUGUCCUCUUUCCAGCGCUACAGGGACUGCAGGCCCUGCUGA
This is a messenger RNA of Coturnix japonica (Japanese quail), 363 nucleotides long. Lineage: Eukaryota; Metazoa; Chordata; Aves; Galliformes; Phasianidae. The record is from RefSeq and is a predicted model, not a curated record.